Cutaneotrichosporon oleaginosum is the source of this 1169-nucleotide messenger RNA. RefSeq lists its product as uncharacterized. Gene Ontology annotation, biological process: osmosensory signaling pathway; stress-activated MAPK cascade; cellular response to oxidative stress. Gene Ontology annotation, molecular function: MAP kinase activity; ATP binding. Gene Ontology annotation, cellular component: nucleus; cytoplasm. The record is from RefSeq and is a predicted model, not a curated record. Lineage: Eukaryota; Fungi; Basidiomycota; Tremellomycetes; Trichosporonales; Trichosporonaceae.
AUGGCCGACUUUGUCAAGCUCUCCAUCUUUGGCACCGUAUUUGAGGUGACCACUCGUUAUGUCGACCUUCAGCCUGUAGGCAUGGGCGCCUUUGGCCUCGUAUGCUCGGCCAAGGACCAGCUCUCUGGCACAUCGGUGGCGAUCAAGAAGAUCAUGAAGCCCUUCUCUACCCCUGUUCUGUCCAAGCGGACGUACCGCGAGCUCAAGCUUCUCAAGCACUUGCGUCACGAGAAUCCAAAGUCAGCUGCUAGGCAAGAGUAUCUGCACAUUGGCCGAGUCGCAGCUGACCAGCAACAGAUCAUCUCACUCUCAGACAUCUUUAUCUCGCCCCUCGAGGACAUCUACUUCGUCACCGAGCUCCUCGGCACUGACCUCCACCGUCUCCUCACCUCGCGACCAUUGGAGAAGCAGUUCAUCCAGUACUUCCUGUACCAGAUCCUCCGUGGUCUCAAGUACGUCCACUCGGCUGGUGUUGUCCACCGCGACCUCAAACCCUCCAACAUUCUCGUCAAUGAGAACUGCGACCUCAAGAUUUGCGACUUUGGUCUUGCCCGUAUCCAGGACCCUCAGAUGACUGGAUACGUCUCGACGCGCUACUACCGCGCUCCCGAGAUCAUGUUGACUUGGCAGAAGUAUGACGUCGCAGUCGACAUCUGGUCCACCGGCUGCAUCUUCGCUGAGAUGCUUGAGGGCAAGCCGCUCUUCCCCGGGAAGGACCACGUCAACCAAUUCUCGAUCAUCACCGAGCUUCUGGGCACACCUCCCGACGAUGUCAUCCAGACCAUCGCUAGCGAGAACACCCUUCGUUUUGUUCAGAGCCUGCCAAAGCGUGAGAAGGUGCCGUUCACGACCAAGUUCCCGAACGCCGACCCCGUCUCGCUCAACUUGCUCGAGAAGAUGCUCGUCUUCGACCCGCGCACGCGUAUCUCUGCCACUGACGGCCUGGCACACGAGUACCUUGCGCCGUACCACGACCCAACCGACGAGCCGGUUGCCGCCGAGGUGUUUGACUGGUCGUUCAACGACGCCGACCUUCCAGUGGACACCUGGAAGGUCAUGAUGUACUCUGACAUUCUUGACUUCCACAACCUUGGCGACAUGUCGCAGAACGAGGCCGAGGGCCCUGUCACGGGUGACCUGGCCACGGCGACGGUUGCGUGAUGACUUUG